UAGAAUUUCACAUACCCUACGAUGACAGUUGAAAUGUUGUCUUUAUGAAUCCAUAUCAGGCAAAUAGUAGGCACCCUUUAGCCAAGGCCAUUAUAGAGCACGCCAAGGAAUGCGGGGAAGACAAAGAUAACUUUCUCUUGCCUGAAGCUCAUGAUUUUGACUCAAUUGCUGGCCGCGGGUUGAAAGCUAUUGUCCAGAGCAAGCAAAUACUCGUGGGAAACAAGAGCUUGAUGAUUGAACACAACAUUUCAAUCCCGGAUGACGCUAAGAAAAAGCUCGCAGAAAUUGAAAGGAAGGGUCAAACUGGAGUUUUAGUAUCCAUAGACUCGGAACUAACUGGAAUUGUAGCCAUAUCUGAUCCACUGAAACCAGGUGCACGCGAAGUCAUUUCCAUUCUCAAAUCUAUGAAAGUUAGGACGAUCAUGGCGACAGGUGACAAUUGGGGAACUGCCAAUUCCAUUUGCAGACAAGUUGGGAUUGAAACUUUUAUCGCAGAAGCCAACCAUCAGCAGAAAGUAAAGGAAGUGGAGAAGCUGCAGGACCAAGGACAUGCAGUGGCAAUGGUUGAUGUUAGUAGAAGCAAUUCACUUGCACUUGCGGCAGCAGAUGUUGGAAUAGCAGUUGGAGCACGCACAGGCAUUGCAAUGGAGGCAGCUGAUAUUAAUCUCACAAAGGACAACUUGGAGGAUGUCGUUACUGCCAUAGACCUUUCCAGAAAGACAAUUUCUCUUAAUCAUCUUAAUCUCGUAUGUGCUUGCGUUCAUAACUUCCUUGGCAUUUCAAUGGCUACUGCUGCCCCUUUCCUACUUGGAUUUAUCUUGCAGCCAUGGAUAGCUGGAAUGAUAGCUACAUGCUCUUCACUCGGGUUGGUCAUGUCUCCCUAUUUGUUGAAGAAAUACAAGAGGCCCAAGAAACUGGAAAACCUUGAGAUUCACGGAAUAAGAGUUGACCAAUAAGCCAUGGCUUUCAACUCAAUUCCUCUGAACAGAAAAAAAAAAAUUUGAAGCAUUGUGCUACCUAUCUAAAUGAAAACAGUGUCAAGAAAAUGAUAUUGACUGAGUUUUAUGUUAAGUGGUAUAUGAUCAUCUGUAGAUUAAUGUUGAAUGAAAGACUGAAUAAGCAAAUAUGUAUUGAUUUGAAUGAGUGGUUUGGAAUUUGGAUUGCUUGAUCUGUUUCUCAUGAAUUUAAUUUCUGCUUUCAUUUGUAGUUUCUUGCUGUAUCACGUGAUCUUUUUCCAUGAUUCAAUGGAAUACUAUUUCUUGUUAAAAGAAAAACAUUAAAGGUCUAAGAAAUCGCAGCCAAAGCUAGAGAGAAAAACAUAAAUCAUGAAGAACCUGCAGUCAUACAAGAGACGGUCAGCUCAGCAUACAAGCAGAAAACAGCUUCUCAGACUUCAAAGUUUCACAAUAGAACUAGUUGAAGAAAAUUGCUAUAAUUUAUAACUAGCAUGUCUAUUUAUUGCAACCGUGAAUAA
Messenger RNA from Hevea brasiliensis (rubber tree), 1474 nucleotides. Its product is annotated as probable copper-transporting ATPase HMA5. Gene Ontology annotation, cellular component: membrane. The record is from RefSeq and is a predicted model, not a curated record. The coding region runs from base 45 to 956 and encodes 303 amino acids. NCBI's taxonomy places the organism in Eukaryota, Viridiplantae, Streptophyta, Magnoliopsida, Malpighiales, Euphorbiaceae. Gene Ontology annotation, molecular function: transporter activity; ATP binding; ATP hydrolysis activity. The transcript is spliced from 2 exons.